Messenger RNA from Lacerta agilis (Sand lizard), 1782 nucleotides. It is a transcript of the gene DAZL, whose product is annotated as deleted in azoospermia like. The coding region runs from base 97 to 960 and encodes 287 amino acids. The record is from RefSeq and is a predicted model, not a curated record. Gene Ontology annotation, molecular function: protein binding; mRNA 3'-UTR binding. NCBI's taxonomy places the organism in Eukaryota, Metazoa, Chordata, Lepidosauria, Squamata, Lacertidae. The transcript is spliced from 11 exons.
UGGUGGGGUGUUUUCAUUUAUUUAUUAUUUAAAGUGUGUGUGUGGGAGAAAGCCUUUGUUUUCCAUUUCAACGAGUUCAAAGGUUUGCCCUAUAAGAUGUCUGCUGCAAAUCAAGACUCCCAAAACAUUACCCGAGAAGAAAAUGCUCAGUUGCCUGCAACAAGCCAAGGCUAUGUUCUGCCUGAAGGGAAAAUCAUGCCAAAUACCAUUUUUGUGGGUGGAAUUGACAUUCGGAUGGAUGAGACAGAAAUUCGGAGCUUCUUUGCACGAUAUGGCACUGUUAAAGAAGUGAAAAUAAUCACUGACAGAACUGGUGUGUCCAAGGGAUAUGGAUUUGUGUCAUUUUUGGACAAUGUCGAUGUACAGAAAAUAGUAGAAUCACAAAUCAACUUUCAUGGGAAGAAACUCAAACUAGGACCUGCAAUAAGAAAACACCCAAACCUAUGUGCCUAUCAUGUGCCACCGAGACCAGUGCUGAUUAAUUCGCCCACACCUCAAUUCCACAGCGUUUGGAGCAACCAGGAAGCAUAUUUGCAGCCUCCAGCUGUUAUGAGUCCUGUCACACAAUAUGUUCAGGCAUAUCCUUAUGGGUCACCAGCUUUAUUAAUUCAGCAACAGGUACCUGUAGGGUUUCAACCUGCUUACAACUAUCAGGUUCCACCACAAUGGCCACCUGGAGAACCCAGAAACUAUAUUGUGCCUCCGGCUUAUACCAUGAAUUAUGGUGGUGAUUUGGAGGUAGGCGCAGAACAGGCAGAGUGUUCUAUGGCCGAGACUGCACAGUCCUGUGGAAACAGUCCACAAAAGAAAUCUGUGGACCGAAGCAUACAGACAGUCGUGUCAUGUCUGUGUAAUCCAGACAACAGACUGAGGAACAAUAUUGUAACUCAGGAGGACUAUCUUAAGGAGAAAAGGGCACAUCAUUUUAGAAGAAGCAGAGCUGUACUCAAAUCUGUUUGAUUUAAUGACACUGGCCUGAAGUGCUUCAUCUAUUGCGUUUAAAAGAGAGAGAUUACAUACAUAUAUAAAAACGCACUUGACAAUUAUGUAGCCUUGUUGGCAAAAGUUAUUUCAAGUUGGAGUUUGUUUGAAUUAUAUGUUAUCUAUUUCUAGACAUGUUAGAAUGUUGUGUGUUAUCUAUUUCUAGAAAUGUUUGUUUUACCUUGUCUAGAUGUUUCACUGUUCUAAAUUUCUAACCAGAAAACUUCUUGAGUUCAGUUUAAAAAAAGAGUUAAGUUGUGUUUAUUCCUAAGCUUUAAAAUAUGUAUGUUUCUGCAUGUUGGCAGUUGCUUCUAACAUUUUAACAUGUACCUUCAGUACUUUUUAUUUACUUCCAGCUCACACUUAAAAAAACGAAGUUUUUUUUGCCAGAGGUAUUUUUAGAACUGUACUUGAAUCAGGUGAAGACAUCCAGUUGCAACUCAAUUAGUGCCAGAAGUACAUAAGUACAGUGUUGCCUUAAGAUUUCAAUCAGUGGGGACUUCAUUCACUGUGUGUGCUGCUUAGUUUUAUCAGUUUGAGAACUGAUAAUUAAAAGUGUACUCAAGAAUGUAACUUAACAGUAUUAAUUAUACUUGGUGAGUUGCAUUUUUUUUAUACUGAGCCAUCUUGGCUAAUAGCCAUAUCUUAAAAUUGUGGAAAGAAUGAGUACUAUACAGUGUGAUCUUGUGCUUUUUAAAACUGGUCACCAACUUUAAAUCAAAGAAUUUGUAAAACUGUUUAAUUAUGUAGACUUUAGUUUUGUAUGAGAAGAAUUCCACAAAAUAAACUCUUUGAAGUGGA